AAAGCAACAGCAGCAGCAGCUGGCUUUUGCGAAUUUGUUGAGAAGUUAUGAAUUAAGAAGUUAAGCAGGCUUUGUAUGCUAUCUCUCUUGACAAUCACAAACACCACCUUCUGAUAUACACCUUUUCACCCACUUUCACCACACUACAAUACACAUCAAUAUGGCAGACACAGAAAAGCGGGAUGUUCUAUCCGAACCUGGAGCUGAAGCAGAGGCUGACCCACACUUCGAACCAGUGAUCAAACUUGAACAACAAGUCGAAACAAAAACACACGAAGAAGAUGAAGAAGUUUCAUUCAAAAUGCGUGCAAAAUUGUUCCGAUUCGAUAAAGAAGCAAAAGAAUGGAAAGAACGUGGAACAGGAGACGUACGUCUUUUACAACAUAAAUCUCAUGGAAAAGUUCGAUUGGUUAUGAGACGUGAUAAAACACUCAAAGUAUGCGCAAAUCAUUACAUUACCUCUGAUAUGAAAUUGGCCCCAAACGUUGGCUCUGAUCGUUCUUGGGUUUACAAUGUGGCAGCAGACGUUACCGAUGGAGAAGUAAGUGCUGAAACACUUGCAAUCCGUUUUGCCAACUCAGACAACGCAAACGAAUUCAAGAAAUCAUUCGAAGAAGCACAAACAAAGAAUGCUUCUGCCAAAGGUGGCGCAGUAGCAGAGACUGAAGCUCCUCCUACUUCCGGAGGUGCAACCGAAGACGCUGCAGAAAAGAAGGAAGAGAGCAAAACAGAGACAAAGGAAGAGGAGAAGAAAGCAGAUGAUGAAAAGAAAGAAGAAUCAAAAGAAGAGUCAAAGUAGAUUGUUCAAUGGCAACCUGCUCGAGAUGAUAUGCCCUGUAUAUAGUCAUUCUAUCUGUAUGUGGACUCACUGGAGAUCGUCCCCAAAACAGGCUUGACGAUACAGAUAGAGUUGUCAUAUCUUUCUCUAGAUACCAUAUAGCAAUUGAUCAUGUUCUUCAGCUGCAUAUAGGGAAAAAGCAAAACACAAAUGCAUACAUUGAUAAAGAAAAGAUAGAGAUACUUAUACAGAAAAUGAGAAGCUAGGGCAUUAGAUUCUGGUAAUAUCGACUCGUGUGCGAUCAUACAAUGCAUUUUGCCAUCUUGUACCCUCCGUAUCGGCUUCUGAGUCUUGCUGGAUGACGUUUUGCAAAUCUUGUUUAGGCAUAGGCUUGACUUGCAAACAAGCAAACGAACCUUUUCCGUCAUUAUUGCCUUUUGCCGUCAAACCUGGAUUGACAACCACGGUUCCGUCGACGAUCU
Molecule: messenger RNA, 1260 nt
Organism: Meira miltonrushii
Lineage: Eukaryota; Fungi; Basidiomycota; Exobasidiomycetes; Exobasidiales; Brachybasidiaceae
Exons: 2
Coding region: 161-799 (212 amino acids)
Biological process (GO): nucleocytoplasmic transport
Cellular component (GO): cytoplasm; nuclear pore
Molecular function (GO): GTPase activator activity
Source: RefSeq, a predicted model, not a curated record